This is a messenger RNA of Brassica oleracea var. oleracea, 1374 nucleotides long. Its product is annotated as homeobox-leucine zipper protein HAT7. The transcript has 3 exons. Gene Ontology annotation, cellular component: nucleus. Lineage: Eukaryota; Viridiplantae; Streptophyta; Magnoliopsida; Brassicales; Brassicaceae. Gene Ontology annotation, biological process: positive regulation of DNA-templated transcription. Bases 223 to 1149 code for a protein of 308 amino acids. The record is from RefSeq and is a predicted model, not a curated record. Gene Ontology annotation, molecular function: DNA-binding transcription factor activity, RNA polymerase II-specific; sequence-specific DNA binding.
AUGAUAUAAGGGUGGUCCUAUACAAACCUCUCAUGAACUGAUCUCUUCAUCAUUCUUCUUCUUCCCGUUAAAUUCUCCCUCCCAAGAAAACUUCAAGAUCUUGUGUAUUAUUGACCUCCAGACAAGUUCUUGAUCUAAAUUGCGAAGUUUGAUUAGCUCACAAUUAAUAAGAAGAGUUAAUCAUAUCAUUGGUCGGAUUCGAGCUUGUGCAUAUACAUAUAUAUGUAUAUGUAUGAGGAGGAAAGGAACAAUAUUGUUAAUAAUCAAGAAGAACUGAGAUUAGAGAUGGCCUUUCCACAGCAUGGAUUCAUGUUUCAGCAACUCCAUGAAGAAAAUGCUCAUCACUUACCUUCCCCUACCUCUCUCCCUUCUUGCCCUCCUCACCUCUUCUACGGAGGAGGAGGAGACUACAUGAUGAACAGAUCAAUGUCCUUUACGGGAGUAUCAGAUCACCAUCAUCUAACUCAGAAAACCCCGACCACGACGAACAUGAAUGAUCAUGACCAGUUGGGCGAGGAGGACAACCUUUCAGAUGAUGGGUCCCAUAUGAUGUUAGGAGAGAAGAAGAAAAGGCUGAAUUUAGAGCAAGUUAGGGCAUUAGAGAAGAGCUUCGAGCUAGGAAACAAGCUGGAGCCAGAGAGGAAGAUGCAGCUUGCUAAGGCUUUAGGGUUGCAGCCUAGGCAGAUUGCUAUAUGGUUUCAGAACAGGAGAGCUAGGUGGAAGACAAAGCAGCUCGAGAGAGACUAUGAUUCUCUCAAGAAACAGUUCGAUGUUUUGAAGUCGGACAAUGAUUCUCUUCUAGCCCACAACAAGAAACUCCAUGCUGAGUUAGUGGCCUUGAAGAAACAAGACCGUAAAGAACCAUCAAAGAUCAAGAGAGAAUUAGCAGAAGCUUCAUGGAGCAACAAUGAAGACACAGAUAAUAAUAAUAAUUCAGAUAUAAAUCAUGUGAACAUGAUCAAAGAUCUUUUCCCUUCUUCUGUCCGAUCCGCGACUACGACCACGACCUCGUCACAUAUUGAUCAUCAGGUGGUUCAAGAUCAAGGAUUUUGCAAUAUGUUCAAUGGUAUUGAUGAAACGACGUCAGCUGGUUAUUGGGCAUGGCCUGACCAGCAGCAGCAACAUCAGAGUCAUCAUCAGUUCAAUUGAGUAUAUUGUCCAAGAAGAUCAUCGAUCAUAAUCCUGAUCAACAGCAUCAUCAUACUCAUCUGAUAUCAUUGUUAUCAAAAGAAAAUUUCGUAGAUUUUUUAAUUGAGUUUUUUUUUAAUUAUUAUUUGGUACUGUUUGAAUCGUUUUUUCUGUUUGUUUUGGGUUUGUAGAAAAUUGGUGUAUAGGGAAUAUUCAACAAUUUUAAUAGAAUGAUAUUUUCUUGUU